UUCUUUCUCCAGUUCAAGUUCUAGAAAACGCCAAAACCAACCACUAAAGAAACCGACAAAAAUUCGAUGAAAACUUUCUGAUUUUCUUCCUCUCUUCAAAACAUUGAGAAACCGUUUUUUGAGUAAUUUCGCAUUGGUUUUCGAUUUUCUCCUUUAGGAUUUUGUUUCUUUGGAGUAAAAUCUUUGCAAUUUGAAAAUGGCGAAAGAAUCUUCCGACGGCAAAACGGCGACGGCUCCGUCGCCGGCGUCGUCGUCUGCGGCGGAUUCGUACAUCGGAAGCUUCAUUAGUCUGACGUCGAAGUACGAGAUUCGUUACGAAGGAGUUCUCUAUUAUCUCAACCCUCAGGACUCCACUCUCGGCUUGAAAAACGUUAAGUCAUAUGGAACUGAAGGGCGGAAGAAGGAUGGUCCGCAAAUUCCUCCAAGUGAUAAAGUCUAUGAAUACAUUUUGUUUCGUGGAAGUGACAUCAAGGAUUUGCAAGUUAAGUCCUCUCCACCUGCUCAUGUAGAUGAGCCAAUACACAAUGAUCCGGCUAUCAUUCAGUCUCAAUUUGCCACUGGCCCUUCAAGUUCAGCAAAACCUGUGCCAGCUAGUAGUGGAUCUUUGACUAAUUACAGCCCUUACAUGGAAGCUGCUGCACCGAACAUGAGGUCCUAUCCUGGUAUAAUGCCAUCACAACCGUCUGGAGCUCAGCUUGUAGCACAUGGUCCUUCUCAGAGCCCUCUGAACACCAGUUUCUCAUCUUAUGCCAUGCCAAUGCCCUUGCAAGGAUAUGGUGGGGCCACAAGUGGCAAUGGCUAUGCUCAGCAACAUCAGAACCUAUCUGCAACUAAUUCAGUUUUGACAUUGAAAAAUUUUGUAGAGGCACCUCCAAUGCAGGCAUCAAUGACAAUUGGCUCGACAAACUCACCCUUUUCUCCUCUUUUGGUUCCCUCUCUUAUUGCUUCAAAUGUGACACUUCCAAAUACUGUAUCCUCUCUUACGCCUGAGCAGCUUUCUAUGCAGCCAAUGAACUUACCAUCAUUGCCCACAAAUUCAGCUCUGUCCUUUCCCCCUGGCAUGCUGAAUGCUAAUACUUUAAAUAUGUCUUCAGUGCCGUCGUUGGUUCAAAAUGUGAAUAAUAAUGAAGCAACAAACAUUGGUAUGGUGGUCUCUGACCCUGGAAAAAAUCCUGCUGUGUCUGUAUCCUCUGCUGCAUCUUCGUUUGGGCCCUUACUGAAGCAAUCAUCAAUUUUGCUUACUCCAGAUCAGUUUUCACAGCCAAGAGUGGCUGAAAUUGCUGCUACUCAGAGCGUAUUCCCUGUUCAUCAGGACACGAGUGCUCUUAAUUCAGUGUCCUCCAAUUCCUUAUCCUCCAUAACUACUGCAGCAACUGAAGCACCACUGUUGCCAUUACAACAACCUAGGCAAGAGUUCACUGAAGAAUUUGAUUUUGAAGCCAUGAAUGAGAAGUUUAAAAAGGAUGAGGUAUGGGGUUAUCUUGGAAAAGCUAAGCACAGGGACAACAUGGAGAGUUUACAUGAUGAUACUAUUGUCUGCCAAACAUCAGGGGACCAAGAGGGUGAUGGUUUGGCUACUGAAGCAGACUCUAAACCUGCAUAUAACAAGGAUGAUUUCUUUGACUCAAUAUCUUGCAAUACGACUUCCCGUAGAGGUAGGAAUGGACAGAAUCGGUUUUCUGACAGAAUGAGGCUGGACACUGAGACAUUUGGCCAAUUUCAGCAGAGAAAUUAUCCAGUUUAUGGUGGCUAUGGCACUGGACGUGGCAUGAAUCGGAAUCCAUAUGGCUGGGGAAGGGGGCAUAACCCCAGCGGAAGGGGCCGGGGAGGGUACAUGCGGUAGUAAUCCUAGGUGUUCGUUCAUCCCGAGAUAUUCGUCCUUGCUAAUCUUACAUCUUUGGCAAUGUUAAUCCUUAGUGUUGUUUGUAUAUCAUGCAUGCUAGGCUUCUGGAUCAACAAAUCCUGGAACUAUGCCAAAUUAUUUUUGUUUGUAUCGAUUAGUCCAUGCAGUGGCAUUUGUUGCCAAGCUUUCUUAGGAACUUUCAGUGUACGGGCAGCUUCAUGUUUUUUAUGUCCAUGAAACAGCCUCCCGAAGACUUAGCAGCCUGACUGUGGUUAAAUGCUUCUCCAUAACUUUCGGCCAAGUUUAUUUUAGGAAUGCAAAAAUUAAGAUGGGAUUGCCAGUGGCUA
This is a messenger RNA of Coffea eugenioides, 2190 nucleotides long. RefSeq names its product protein decapping 5-like. The record is from RefSeq and is a predicted model, not a curated record. The transcript has 7 exons. Lineage: Eukaryota; Viridiplantae; Streptophyta; Magnoliopsida; Gentianales; Rubiaceae. The coding region runs from base 197 to 1843 and encodes 548 amino acids. Gene Ontology annotation, biological process: cytoplasmic stress granule assembly; P-body assembly. Gene Ontology annotation, cellular component: P-body. Gene Ontology annotation, molecular function: mRNA binding.